GGAGGACAAGUGGGCGAAGGCGGCGGGGAAGAGGGCGAAGGGGGCUGGUCGUCGUCGUCAGUUUCGAGGGCGUCUCCUUUCCUCGGCCGGCGGGAAGCAGCUCUCCCUGGAGGAGGAGGGCCCUGCAGCUUCCAAAAGCUGAGGCUGGCUCCGCUUGAACUGGGACUACCCAGAGAAGGAUUCAGGGUGAGCCUUUCCUACCCACCCUCCGCCUUUUCUGUCCACGAGCAUGGAAGCCGUUGCAAAAUACGAUUUCGGAGCCACCGCAGACGAUGAGCUCAGCUUCAAACAGGGAGAUAUCCUUAAGGUUCUGGAUAAAGAAUGCGAUGUCAAUUGGUACAAGGCAGAACUCGAUGGCAAAGAUGGCUUCGUUCCCAAAAACUACGCUGAAAUGAAACCGCAUCCGUGGUUUUUUGGGGAGAUCCCCCGAGCCAAGGCAGAAAAAGUGUUAGGCCAACAGAGACAAGACGGUGCCUUCCUCCUCCGGGUGUGUGAGACCGUACCUGGGGACUUCUCCCUUUCUGUCAGAUGUGGAAGCGAAGUGCAACACUUUAAGGUGUUUCGAGACAGGGCUGGCAAAUAUUUCCUCUGGGCGCUCAGGUUCAGUUCACUGAACGAGCUAGUACGCCAUUACAGAGCGACCUCCGUCUCCAGGAAUCGGCAGAUAUUCCUCAGGGACAUGGAGCAGGUGUCUCCAGAACCCCCGUAUGUUCAGGCUCUGUUUGAUUUUGCCCCGCAAGAGGAAGAUGAGCUGGGCUUUCGGCGAGGAGACUUUAUCCAGGUCCUUGACAAUGCUGACCCCAACUGGUGGAAGGGAGCCUGUCGCGGACAAACAGGCACGUUUCCGCGCAACUACGUGACCCUGGUGAAGCAGAACAUCUAGAGCGGCUUAUUAGAAAUUAUUUCAGGAACAAGAGAGAAAAAAAAUAUCCACUCAAA
This is a messenger RNA of Heteronotia binoei (common prickly gecko), 939 nucleotides long. Its product is annotated as growth factor receptor-bound protein 2-like. The transcript is spliced from 2 exons. NCBI's taxonomy places the organism in Eukaryota, Metazoa, Chordata, Lepidosauria, Squamata, Gekkonidae. The coding region runs from base 230 to 883 and encodes 217 amino acids. The record is from RefSeq and is a predicted model, not a curated record. Gene Ontology annotation, molecular function: protein binding.